Molecule: messenger RNA, 1060 nt
Organism: Triticum aestivum (bread wheat)
Lineage: Eukaryota; Viridiplantae; Streptophyta; Magnoliopsida; Poales; Poaceae
Product: chorismate mutase 2, cytosolic
Exons: 5
Coding region: 46-915 (289 amino acids)
Biological process (GO): chorismate metabolic process; aromatic amino acid biosynthetic process
Cellular component (GO): cytoplasm
Molecular function (GO): chorismate mutase activity
Source: RefSeq, a predicted model, not a curated record
UCCAUGAGUCUUCUUCACGGGCCUCUCUCUCUCUAGGCAACACCAAUGGCUGCACCCUCCUUGUACCUGUACACGUACCUCCUCUCCUGCAACGUGAUCACGCUGCUGCUCGUGGUCGUGCCCCCGUGCGCGGGGCUCGGGCUCGACACGGUGAGGGGCUUCCUCACCAGGGAGGAGGACACCGUCGUCUUCAGCCUCAUCGAGAGGGCCAAGCACCCGCUGAACCUGCCAGCCUACGACGAUCGCCCGUGCUUCGGCCCCGCCGGCCGCCAUGGACGCCGCAACGGUUCCUUCGUCGAGCUCUUCGUCCGGGAGUCCGAGCAGAUCCAGGCCAAGGCAGGAAGGUACCAAAGCCAGCAGGAGGUCCCUUUCUUCCAACCCAGAGUGCCCUUCACGCUGGCGCCUCCAUACAACUUCACCACUGAUCUGCAUCCCGGAGCGGCGUCCGUGAACGUGAACGACGCCAUAUGGGGCAUGUAUUUCAACGAGCUUCUCCCUCAGCUGGCCAACAAUGGCAGCGAUGAUGGCAACUACGCUGUGACCGCCGCGUCGGAUCUCGCGUGCCUGCAGGCGCUCUCAAGGAGGAUCAAUUACGGGAGGUACGUGGCAGAAGUGAAGUUCAGAGGAGACCAGCAAAGAUACACAGCUUUGAUUCGUUCAAAGGACAAGGAUGCUCUGAUGAAACUGCUGACAUCUCAAGCCCAAGAGGAUGUGGUGAAGAGGAGGGUGGAGAAGAAGGCCAUGGUGUUCGGCCAAGAUGUGACCUUGAACGGACCAACUGAAACUGGUGACGACACCAGCAGCCAAUCCAGUUUCAAAGUCGCCCCUUCGGUGGUUUACGAGUUGUAUGACCGAUGGGUGAUCCCCUUGACAAAACAAGUGGAGGUCGAGUACCUUCUCCAUCGUCUCGAUUGAGCCGAGCCGAGACUCGAUCUCAGCAAAGCUAACCUAAUUUGUUCACAAUUGUACACACUUUGUAUUGUCGGUACAUAAUUAUCAUGUGAAGGGAGACAAACACAAUAAGAAACAUGCAUAUUUGUGAAGCUCGUGAUCUGUUCAG